This is a messenger RNA of Prorocentrum cordatum, 2010 nucleotides long. The record is from the annotation of a GenBank genome assembly. Lineage: Eukaryota; Dinophyceae; Prorocentrales; Prorocentraceae.
AGAUGAAAGUUGUGGCUCAGGUCUGAGCCAAGACGACUCGGAUUGUGUGUUGUUAGUUUCUGCAUCGGUGUGGACUGCUAACUCAUUACGUAUACCAUGGGCGCUCUUGCUGUAUCAGCGUUGGUAUUAGUGCGAUGCGUUGCGCAGGUCUUCGCGGUCGAGGCGGAGUCUCGGCGUAGUAGUCAACAUGGGCGCGCGCUCAUGCGAGUUGACGGCACGGGCAUGGUGAGACAGCUUGACGAGGAUAAAGAGGUUGCUUCCAAGGGCGCAGCGGGCCACGCCUUCGGAGAACAAGCCGAAGAGGACAUCUUUCAGCACGCAUCAGACGUCGCCUCGGGAGACACAUUUACUUCUCCGUCACGCCAGAGCCUCAUUCAAGUUGGCUCUUUUGGUGCAGCAGGUGAGCAAGGAAGUUUGGGCGAUGUGUCGGGCCUUCAAGACGCGUUGUUGAAUGUUGGGCCAGUCACCAAUGGAAGCUCGUUCUUGGAUGAGGGCGUAAAUUGGCAUCUUGUGGCCUCAGAGGGUGCUGGUUCUUGCGGAACAGACAAAAUCAGGACUCUAAGCGUGGGCCAUUGCCAUGGGUCUGCGCCGUUCCAGUACAAAAUUACAGAUGCCUCUGGUGGCCAAUGGGUCCAGUUCAAGAGCUCCACGUGCAUCUUCACCAGCAGCCCCGAUUUGAACAUCCAGAUUGAUGACGUGUCUUCUAGCAGUGGCCACAUCAAACCAGGCGCAAAGUUCUGCAAGGCUUGUGGUGCGGGCGGUACUAAGUUUGGGGAUUCCUGCUGGGGCGUGGUCGCAGACGACCACAGGCAUUGCGGGUGCAACAGCGGUGGCUGGACAGGCACAGGCUUUUAUUACGGCGGCUACAAGCACUGUAACCGGUGCGCUUGCUGGGGAGGAGGGUUCAGUGGCAUCAGGACAAACGGCCAGCAGAAGGGCAGAAUCUGCACAAACGGUUUGAAGAUCUACAUCAGCAAGCCUGUAGACUGCGCGUGGGGCGAGUAUGGGUCGUGGGGCAAGUGCUCGAAGUCCUGUGGCGGCGGCACGAGGCAACGGACAAGGACCGAGAAGUCGCCUGCCAAAGGUGGUGGCAAACCUUGCGAAGGGUCUACAACAGAGUCUGGAGAGUGCAAUACGAAGGCAUGUCCAACGACUACGACGACGACUACAACAACGACAACCAAGAAGAAUGCGAAAUCCGCUUCCAUUUGCCUUUGCCAGCCCGUGCGGGCGCUGAUUGCUGUUAUGUCCGUCAUUGUAUUGCGCUCGUCGCUGCCUAUGCCAUCAUGAAACGUUCAUGUGGCGGGUGACCCGUCAGCUCAUCACAGACAUCACAUCGUCGACAGCACCAUCGCAAAGACCCGUAGCUUGUAGAGCGAGGGCGAGCGCAGGCUGGGUGUAGCCCCAUACAGGCAGCGAGGCUCAAGGCCCAACUAUUUGAGGUCCGUCCAGCUGCGCCUCCUUGUCUCCAGCCUCUUCGUCGACAGGUGCGUCGUAUGCUUCACGCUGCACCGUAGGUUGCGCCAGAGAUUGUGCUGUAGGUUGCACCGCAGGUUGCGGUAUGUGUUGCGCCAUAGGUUUCCCCAGGGGAGGGGGGGCGCGACAAUUUGCCCCGUGGGAUGCGCUAUAGGUUGCGCCAUUUGGGUGCACCAUAGACCAUAUGCCGUAGGUUGCACCGUAGGUGUACCAGAGUUUUCGCUGCAGGUGCCGCCGGAACCCGUUGCGCCAUAGGUUGCGCUCUCGGCCGCCGAGAGCAGCACCGUCUGCUCACGGCUGCAACCAGCCCAGUCCAGUCAGUCAGCCAGUGAGUCGGUCAGCUGGUGUUCUCGAAAGAUAUUUCGGGCUACGCCCAGAAGCACCAGCACAUUCACUCCUCGGCGCACUCUCACAGGACCAGCGGGAGCUCUUACCACCUAUCACGGACCCCUGAUUACAUAUUUCAGCUGCAAGUGCACAGGGAAAUUGGUUUUGUGCAUUCCCUUAGACGGCAAGCGGGAGUUCUCGUUACAA